AGUAAACUUGAAAGAGAUUUGGCAGCACAAACACAUGUCAAAGGUCGUGAAGCAGAGAUAGCUGCUUUGGAAGCUAGAAUAUCAGGUUAUCGAAAAGGUUUUAAUCGGCAAAAGGCAAAGAGGGACGAACUUCAUGAUAAGCGAAAUUCUGUCCUAAUUUUGCAUCUCAUGGUUCGAUUUAUUGCACCAGACACUGAAGGUCAUUACUUAGGUAGGUUAUUGUGGGGGACAGAAAGUGCAGUUAAUGCUGAAAUUGUGCGUCUUAAAGCUGAAGUUGUGAAGGCAGAAAAAGCCUUAGAUCAUGCUACUCCUAGGGACAUAAGAAGGGGAAUCAAUUGUAUUUGGAGAAUCUGCAGGGAGUACAACAUUUCCGGAGUGUAUGGUUCAAUUAUUGAGUUGCUUGAAUGUGAUGAAAACUUAUUUACUGCUGUUGAAGUGACCGUUGGAAACAGCUUAUUCCAUGUUGUGGUUGAAAGUGAUGAAAUAUCAACUCAAGUAAAUCGACACCUUAGUGGAGAGAAAGUUGGUAGAGUUACAUUUAUACCCCUUAACAGGGUUAAGGCUCCUUAUGUCACUUAUCCACCAACUUCUGAUGCCAUUCCUCUUCUUAAGAAACUGAAAUAUUCCCACAGUUAUCAUCAAGCAUUUUCUCUAGGGCUGUUCGUGAGCCGAGCCGAGACGAGCUAGGGCAUGCUCGGGCUCGACUAGAUUAUAAACCGAGCUAGCUCGGCUCGGAUUUGAAACCGAGCUGAAAAUCUAAGCUCAGGCUCGGCUUGGUUUUAAACCGAACUGGCUCGGCUCGGCUAGCUUUGCGCUCGGUUGGUUGAUCACAAACGGAACUGGUCUAGCCUCGUACCCGAUUGACACAGUGCGAAGAAGAAUGAUGAUGACAUCUGGGGAAGCCGUCAAGUACUAGAACAUAUUUGACGCGUUCAACCAAAUCGUGAAAAAGGAAGGUGUCAAAUCAUUGUUCAAGGGUGGAGGUGCUAACAUUCUCAGAGCUAGAGCUGUGGCUGGUGCAGGUGUGCUUGCCGGUUGACAAUGGUCAAGAUCCAACUCUUGAUUCUCUUGUUAACUUGGCAAGCCUUUUGAUUAUUUAUGAUUUUAUUGCCUUGUAGUUUACAUUUGUUUCAUGUAUUAAUCAAAUUGGCACUUUGUUUCAUGUAUUAAUCAAUGGUGACGUUUGUGACAUUAUGUAUGAUUUUACUACCUUUUAGUUUA
Molecule: messenger RNA, 1221 nt
Organism: Helianthus annuus (common sunflower)
Lineage: Eukaryota; Viridiplantae; Streptophyta; Magnoliopsida; Asterales; Asteraceae
Product: structural maintenance of chromosomes protein 3
Exons: 4
Coding region: 169-687 (172 amino acids)
Biological process (GO): mitotic sister chromatid cohesion
Cellular component (GO): chromosome
Molecular function (GO): double-stranded DNA binding; ATP binding; cohesin loader activity
Source: RefSeq, a predicted model, not a curated record